GCGUUGGGAAAUCGACUAUAGCAGUAAACCUUGCCUAUACAUUAGCUGAUAUGGGUGCUAGAGUUGGCAUAUUUGAUGCUGAUGUUUAUGGUCCAAGUCUGCCAACAAUGGUCUCUCCUGAGAAUCGUUUGCUACAAAUGAGCCCAGAAAAUAAAACCCUACUUCCAGCAGAAUACUUGGGCGUCAAAUUAGUUUCUUUUGGUUUUGUUGGACAAGGGCGUGCAAUAAUGCGUGGUCCUAUGGUUUCAGGGGUCAUCAAUCAACUACUUACUACUGCUGAAUGGGGAGAGCUGGAUUACCUUGUUAUUGAUAUGCCUCCUGGAACUGGUGACAUUCAGCUUACUUUGUGCCAGGUAGCUCCAUUAACUGCAGCAGUAAUUGUCACUACACCCCAGAAGCUAGCAUUUAUCGAUGUGGCCAAAGGAGUUCGCAUGUUUUCAAAACUUAAGGUCCCGUGUGUUGCUGUAGUUGAAAACAUGUGCUAUUUUGAUGCUGAUGGAAAGCGUUAUUACCCUUUUGGAAAGGGCUCUGGGGCUCAGGUUGUACAGCAGUUCGGAAUUCCUCAUCUCUUUGAUCUUCCCAUUCGGCCAACG
This is a messenger RNA of Phalaenopsis equestris, 593 nucleotides long. Its product is annotated as fe-S cluster assembly factor HCF101, chloroplastic. The record is from RefSeq and is a predicted model, not a curated record. Gene Ontology annotation, molecular function: ATP binding; 4 iron, 4 sulfur cluster binding; ATP-dependent FeS chaperone activity. Gene Ontology annotation, biological process: iron-sulfur cluster assembly. Lineage: Eukaryota; Viridiplantae; Streptophyta; Magnoliopsida; Asparagales; Orchidaceae. Gene Ontology annotation, cellular component: chloroplast stroma.